UAUAUUUAAUCGAUAUCUUUUUCUUAUUUAUCCUCCAUGUUGGAUUCUUGAUUCAAGAAUUUUAUUGUUAUUGUUCAGUAUUGCGCAUUAAAGAACGCUAAAACUAAUCCAAAUUAUGGCUGAAGAUCUAUCAUCAAAUUUACAGAGUUAUCAACUUCAGUUACAACAGGUAGAAGCUGCUCUAACUAAUGAACCAGAUAGUGAAGAAUUGUUAAAACUGAAAAAGGAUUUGCAGGAAGUAAUACACUUAACUACAGAUCUAAUUGCUGCCAAUGCUGAUAAAGCACCUGGUUCCUAUAAUGACGAGACCAACAGAGAAUUUGGAACGUACGGCUAUAAGUGGACAGCUGGUGAUGCAUGUCUUGCACCUUGGUCAGAAGACAAUCAAUUUUAUGAAGCAAUAAUUGAAGAUAUAACAGAAGAUGGUCAGUGUACUGUGAACUUUGUUGCUUAUGGUAAUACUGAUGUUGCUGAUAUAAAGCAAUUGAAACCUCUUGAUAAAGAACUUGGAGAGUUAUCAGAAAGUGCAUCAAAGUCAAGGAAGCAAUUAUUACAAGCUCAAAAAGACUAUAAAAAGAAAAAAGCACAAAAGAAAGCUCAAAGAAUGAAAGCUUUAGAAGAAGAAAGGGAAAAAGAAAAAGUAAAGUGGCACUCAUUUAAUGCGAAGGCAUUUAAUAAAAAGGGGCAUGUCAAAAAGAGUAUCUUUGCAUCUCCUGACAACAUUAAUGGGCGUGUUGGAAUUGGAACGUGUGGCAUUGGUGGAAGGCCAAUGACAGAGUUUCAACAACAAGAGAAAUGGAGGAGAAACAUGAAUGGACCUUUAAAUAAUAUAAAAGCUACAGCUGCUGCAACUGCAGCUGCUCUACGAGGUCAUUCAUCUCACAUGUAAUUAGAUUUCAUUGGGCAUUAUUUUCUAAAAGUGUGUUGAUAAGUUUACAUAUUCAGUGUUAAGUUUUCUCCCUCUUUGGUUAUGAUUUUUUCGUAGAAAUUUUGGUUAAAAAAGAUUCUCAAAUUAUAAUUUUUUUUAAAAAAAAAUUGCUAAAUUUUAUUAAUUAUUACAAGACAAUAGAAAUUAUUUUUAUUACUUAACUUAAAAGAUGUAGAUGUCUAUUGUUUUACAAAUAUCUGUGUACUUUUUUUAAAAAUAAAAUUAAAAGGUGCAUAUCUUAAAUCAUGUUAUUUGUCAUAGAACAUCAAUUAACAUUCUAUAAGAUAGUAUACUUGUUUAUCCAAGUGUUUUGUCUAAGUUUCUUGACUUUAAUUGCAGCUUAUUUAUGAAGAUUUCAUGCAGUUGUAUUUCUACGAGCAGUGACAUUUCCCCCCUUUUCAUUUGAGCUUUUUUUUUUAAAAAAAAAAUUUUUUUUUUUGAUGACAGAUCACUUUAUAUAAAACAUACUUAUGUAGCCAGAGGGGGAAAUGCAUUAGCCUAAUGCACUCAUGUGUAUAUGGUGUUGUGUAAAAUAAAUUAGCUUGAUAGUGUAUCUUUUGUAAAUAAAUUGAAGCUCUGUAUGUAAACAUUUUGUAUUUGCCAAGUUCAUCCAACGAAGUCAUAUUGUACAGAGAUUAAAUUGUGUAAAUAAAGUUGUACUCAU
Molecule: messenger RNA, 1592 nt
Organism: Parasteatoda tepidariorum (common house spider)
Lineage: Eukaryota; Metazoa; Arthropoda; Arachnida; Araneae; Theridiidae
Gene: Spf30
Product: survival of motor neuron-related-splicing factor 30
Biological process (GO): mRNA processing; regulation of alternative mRNA splicing, via spliceosome
Cellular component (GO): nucleus; cytoplasm; precatalytic spliceosome
Molecular function (GO): RNA binding
Source: RefSeq, a predicted model, not a curated record